AUGCCGCCUCGCCUCGUGCGGGCACCAGUCCUCGCGCUCGCGCCCCGACACCCUUUCCGCUUGCCCUUACACCUGCCGCUAGCAUUUAGACUUACUAAUUCACCGGCAGACAAAAGAAUCGCUCAACUGCAUGAAUAUGGAGGAGUUGACUUGGAAUCAGUGCCAGAACUCAAAACAAAUAUUAAGAUGCCGAAAAAUAUGGGCGGCGGAACAGCUGAAAGCGAUAAUGAAAAUAAAUCAAUGGGCAAAAAUUUAAAUUCAGAAAAUGGAGACAUCGGGUCCGCAUCUGAUAAUUUAGCAGAAAUAAAUAACGAACGCUCCUAUGAAGAGGGUAACGUAAUGUUGUAUGAAACGUGUAAAGCGAGCAGUGCGUGGUGGAGCUCGCUAGUCGCGGAGUCGACUGGCGACGACCGGGAGCAUCGGAGGCUGCGCGAACCGUCCGCCCCCGCCUUCAUUCACUCACACACCACCGGCAAGGCC
Brenthis ino (lesser marbled fritillary) is the source of this 480-nucleotide messenger RNA. The record is from the annotation of a GenBank genome assembly. Lineage: Eukaryota; Metazoa; Arthropoda; Insecta; Lepidoptera; Nymphalidae.